This is a messenger RNA of Hipposideros armiger (great roundleaf bat), 2666 nucleotides long. It is a transcript of the gene TM7SF3, whose product is annotated as transmembrane 7 superfamily member 3. The transcript has 12 exons. Lineage: Eukaryota; Metazoa; Chordata; Mammalia; Chiroptera; Hipposideridae. The record is from RefSeq and is a predicted model, not a curated record. The coding region runs from base 419 to 2134 and encodes 571 amino acids. Gene Ontology annotation, cellular component: plasma membrane. Gene Ontology annotation, biological process: negative regulation of programmed cell death.
GAGGCGCAGUGGAAGGCUGCGGGGAGUCAUUACCGGGAAGGAAUCCUCUUGCUGGAGCUGGUGAGUGCGGCUGAGGUUGUAAGCCAGCACGGCGGACCUGGCAGGUGUGCAGGACGAGCACCUGGCGGCCGAUGGCGCCGGGCACGAGCAGCUGGCGGCCGAUGGCGCCGGGCGCGAGCAGCUGGCGGCCGAAGACGCCGGGCGCGAGCAGCUGGCGGCCGAAGACGCCGGGCGCGAGCAGCUGGAGGCCGAAGACGCCGGGCGCGAGCAGCUGGCGGCUGACGGUGCCCAGCGUGAGCACCUGGCGGCCGAUGGUGCCCGGCGCGAGCGCCCCGGGAUAGCGAGAGCGAGGAGGCUCCGCGGCCCUGCGCUCGCCCCUCUCCGACCGAGGCGUUUGUUGCGCCAGGCCCAGGCAGCUAUGGAAGUCUUUCGGGUCCUGGCCCUGACGAUGAUGGCGUUGCAACCAGGGGUGGCUGGUGGAGCCGAGAUCGUCGGGAACUCCAGCGUGGGUGUUAUUGAAUUUUCUGUGGGGAAAUUUAGAUACUUCAAGCUCAACAGGCCCUUUCCAGAGGAAGCUAUUUUGCGUAAUAUUUCCAGCAAUGUGACUUUUCUUAUUUUCCAAAUACACUCACAGUAUCAGAAUACAACAAUUUCUUUUUCUAAGGAGAUUGUGCUUCCUAAUACCUCAGGAACAGGCACUGACAAAGGACUGGUUUUUAUGCUCAGACCUGAGCAGAGUAUGUGCUUUUGGUACUUGGAGACUUUAGAUGCUGAGCCUGUCCAAAAUGUGGCCAUUCCACUCUCCUACUCAGAAAGAGAUCCUAUCCCUGGAGGCUGUAAUUUGGAGUUUGAUUUAGAUAUUGAUCCCAACAUUUACUUGGAGUUUGAUUUCUUUGCAACAAAUAUCAAAUUUGCCCCAGCAAACCUGGGCUAUGCGAGAGGCACAGAUCCUCCGCCAUGUGACAUCAGGACGGGACAGGACUCUAGGUGGAGGUUGCAGUAUGAUGUCUAUCAGUAUUUUCUGCCUGAGAAUGACCUCACGGAAGAGGGGUUGCUGAAGCAUCUGCAGAGGAUGGCCGAAGUGCCUCAGGUGACGGCCAGUGCCAUCAAGGUGGCUACCCUAACAGCUAAUGAUAAGACAAGUGUUUCCUUCUCCUCCCUCCGGGGGCAAGGUGUCAUUUAUAAUGUCAUUGUUUGGGACCCAUUUCUAAAUACAUCUGCUGCUUAUGUUCCUGUUCACACAUAUGCUUGCAGUUUUGAGGCAAAGGAGGGUAAUUGUUCUUCACUUGGAAGAGUAUCUACCAAAGUGUUUUUCACUCUUUUUGCCCUGUUUGGCCUCUUCAUUUGUUUCUUCGGACACAGAUUCUGGAAAACAGAAUUAUUCUUCAUAGGCUUUAUCUUCAUGGGAUUCUUCUUUUACAUACUGAUUACAAGACUGACAGUUAUUAACUAUGAUGUUCGCCUGAUUCUGACAGCCAUCAUGGGAAGCGUUGGUGGGAUUUUCCUGGUAGCUGCGUGGUGGCGAUUUGGAAUCCUCAUGCUCUGUAUGCUGUGUGUUGGACUAGUGCUGGGCUUCCUUGUCUCGUCAGUGACUUUUUUCACCCCUCUGGGAAACCUAACAGUAUUUCGUAAUGAUGGUGUGUUCUGGGUGACCUUCUCUUGUAUAGCUGUUCUCAUCCCAGUAGUUUUCAUGGGCUGCCUAAGAAUGCUGAACAUAGUGACUUGUGGAAUCAUUGGCUCCUAUACGGUGGUCUUGGCUGUUGACAGUUACUUGUACACAAGCCUUUCUUACAUCACUUUGAAUGUACUCAAGAGAGCACUCAACGCUCACUUCCGCGGAGCUUUCACAAAUGUGCCUUUUCAAACCAAUGACUUUAUUAUCCUGGCAGUAUGGGGGAUGCUGGCUGUAAGUGGAAUUACGUUACAAAUUAGAAGAGAAAGGGCGCGGCCGUCGUUUCCUGCCCACCCAUACAAGCUAUGGAAACGAGAGAGGGAGCGCAGAGUCACAAACAUUCUGGAUCCUAGCUACCACAUCCCUCCAUUGAGAGAGAGGCUCUACGGCCGAUUAACCCAGAUCAGAGAGCUCUUCCGGAAGGACCAGCCAGCUGGAGAGAGAACACCCCUGCUUUUCUAAAUGCCAAAGGGCUUGGUCAGCGUGAUGUUGAAGUACAGCUCGGGCACUGCCUCAGCUGUGGUGGUUAUGUCCAGCCCACUUUGCCAGCCUCCAGGGCAGGUCUAAUAAGAAAACGGGCUUAUGUGUCUGCUUUGUACGAUAUUGUGGUCUCCUUAUUGAUGUAUAGUAACGAUAUGCCAAGGGGAUUGUGAUAAUUCUAAGGGAGAGAGAAAGAUGACCAAAAAGUUGGCGGUGGGGAGGUUAUUUUCCUUUUUUGAAAUAUUUAAUUACCUUUUGGUUUAUAUGGUUAACUUGUUCCGUUAUAUAGAUGCACACACAAAAAAUAAAAAAAAAAUAAUAAAAGUGAUUCCCCUGCAGAGCUCUGGUGUUUCUUUUUGUAACUACUUGAACAAUUCUCUCACCUCAGUCUGUCUAAACCUGUGGGGCAGAGGCACAGAAGUGGUUUGAUUUAAGUGUUAGACGGAAUCUUUUUUGGCCAUUGUUUGGAGGUUUAGGGAUUUGAUACUGGGCCUUUGAACUUCAGAGUACAAAA